GUUACCCCAACAAGCACAAUUCCAGAGACAACCACUGCCACAACUGACACAACCACUACAACGCCAACAACAGAAUUAACAACCGCAACUUUGUACACAACACAACCUACUACAACACAAAAAACAGCAGAAACAACCACACUGACAACAACUAGCACCCCAACAAGCACAUUUCCAGGGACAACCACUGCUACAAAUGAAGCAUCCACAACACCAACAACAGAAUCUGCCACGACAACUUUAUAUACAACACAGUCUACAACAACAGCAGAAACUACUUCAGUGACAACUACUGUUACCCCAACAAGCACAAUUCCAGAGACAACCACUGCGACAACUGAAACAUCCACUACAACAUCAACAUCAGAAUCUGCCACCACAACUUCAUACACACCACAAACACCAACAUCAGCAGAAACAAGCACAUUGACAACAACAAGCACCCCAACAAGCACAAUUCCAGAGACAACCACUGCGACAACUGAAACAUCCACUAUAACACCAACAACAGAAUCUGCCACCACAACUCUAUACACAACACAACCUACAACACCACCAACAUCAGCAGAAACAACCACAUUGACAACAACUAGCACCCCAACAAGCACAAUUCCAGAGACAACUACUGCUGAAUCUGCCACGACAACUUUAUAUACAACACAGUCUACAACAACAGCAGAAACUACUUCAGUGACAACUACUGUUACCCCAACAAGCACAAUUCCAGAGACAACCACUGCGACAACUGAAACAUCCACUACAACAUCAACAUCAGAAUCUGCCACCACAACUUCAUACACACCACAAACACCAACAUCAGCAGAAACAAGCACAUUGACAACAACAAGCACCCCAACAAGCACAAUUCCAGAGACAACCACUGCGACAACUGAAACAUCCACUACAACAUCAACAUCAGAAUCUGCCACCACAACUCUAUACACAACACAACCUACAACAACACCAACAUCAGCAGAAACAAGCACAUUGACAACAACAAGCACCCCAACAAGCACAAUUCCAGAGACAACCACUGCGACAACUGAAACAUCCACUAUAACACCAACAACAGAAUUAACAACCGCAACUUUGUACACAACACAACCUACAACACCAGCGACAUCAGCAGAAACAACCACACUGACAACAACUAGCAUCCCAACAAGUACAAUUCCAGGGACAACCACUGCUACAACUGACAUAACC
Molecule: messenger RNA, 1206 nt
Organism: Tachysurus vachellii
Lineage: Eukaryota; Metazoa; Chordata; Actinopteri; Siluriformes; Bagridae
Product: mucin-2
Exons: 2
Source: RefSeq, a predicted model, not a curated record